UCGUAAAUAAAAACGGUUUCCGUGCUAUGUCAGAAAAUUCUUCUGCAUUGGUUGGGGUGACGGUUCCUUCUCAGCAUUUUCCCCUUUGAAAAUUUUGCAGUCCCAAACGCUAAACCAAGAUGCACACUCUCGAUUCAUCCCAAUAUAUAUAAAUGGAUAAAAACUCACUUACAAACCAACCCACUAUCGUUUCUUUUCUAAACCAAUAAGCCAAUAUGUCCUUCUUUUCCUCUUCAAAGCCCGACUCAAACCUUGCCACUGCCAAGGCGGUCCUCUCCACGGCGGCGUCGGUGGCCGCCACUGCAAUGGUCAUCCGUUCGGUAGCCAGCGAGAUCCUCCCGCCGGAGUUCAUCUCGUACGUCAGAGAAGGCCUCCGCAGCGCGCUGUCGCGGUUCGCAUCGGAGACAACUAUGGUGAUCGAGGAGUUCGACGGUCUCGUGAGCAACCAAAUCUACGAGGCAGCGGAGACCUACCUUGGCUCCAAAAUCUCCCCCUCCACGCAGAGACUAAAGGUGACCAAACCCGAAACCGAAGACACCUUCAUCCUCACAAUGGAGCGCAACGAGUGCCUCAACGACGUGUUUAACGGCGUCAAGUUUAACUGGGUCCUGGUGUGCCGUCAAGUGGAGACACGACUCUUCCACAACCCGCGCGACAUGAACUCCACUUUGAAAUCGGAGGUUCGGUCCUUGGAACUGAGCUUCCACAAGAAGCACAAAGACAUGGUCCUCAACUCCUACCUUCCUUUCAUUCUGAGGGAGGCCAAGUCCUUGAAGCAGGAGACGAAGGCCUUGAGGCUCUUCACCGUCGAUUAUCAGUGCAUGUACGGAAACCCCAACGACGCCUGGACUGGGAUCAAUCUGGACCACCCAUCGACUUUUGACACGCUGGCUAUGGAGCGUGACCUGAAGGAGUUUGUGGUGAGGGAUUUGGAGAGGUUUGUGGCCAGGAAGGAGCAUUAUAGAAAAGUUGGGAAGGCAUGGAAGAGAGGGUACUUGCUCUAUGGACCUCCCGGUACAGGCAAAUCCAGUUUGAUUGCUGCUAUGGCUAAUUACUUGCGCUUUGAUGUCUAUGACUUGGAGCUCACCGAGUUGCGUACCAAUUCCGAUCUCAGGAGAUUGCUCAUUGCCAUGGCUAAUAGGUCCAUUCUCGUUGUUGAGGACAUUGAUUGCACUAUUGAGUUUCACGAGCGCAGAGCGGAGCCCACACCCUUUUCCUCUGCAAAUAAUAACGACAGACAGGUUACACUGUCGGGGUUGCUGAAUUUCGUUGACGGAUUAUGGUCAAGUUGUGGGGACGAGAGGAUAAUAGUGUUCACAACAAACCACAAGGAGAAGCUUGACCCUGCGUUGCUCCGCCCUGGUCGCAUGGAUGUUCAUAUUCACAUGUCCUAUUGCACUCCCUGUGGUUUUAGGCAGUUAUCUUCCAAUUACCUCGGACUAAAAGAACAUGAUCUCUUCCCACAGAUCGAGGAAGAAAUUCAGAAAACCCAGGUGACUCCAGCUGAAGUGGCAGAACAGCUUCUGAAGAGCAACGACACUGAAACUUGUCUCAAACAGCUUAUAGAUUUCCUAAGAGAAAAGAAAGAAAGACAGGAGGAGCUGGAGGCUAAAAGGAAGGAACAGGAGGCCAAAGAUAAAGAGGAACAGCAGAAGAAGGAGCUGGAUGAUGGUGGUAAAGAAGAAGGGGUUGAUAAUGACGAAAAGAAAAGUACAACCGAGUUAAACAACACUUGCUGAAGUUUUAGAUUCGGCAGGGUCAAUUAGUCACUACCAUAAAUUUUCCAUUUCGUUUAGAUCGAUCUUGGAGUAUAUAUAUAGGUUUAAAUACCUUUUUAGUUCCCAACUUAGGGUUGGAAUUUUCGUUUUGUCCCCAGUUUUAAAAAUAAAGCCCUUUAAUCA
Messenger RNA from Vigna radiata var. radiata (mung bean), 1901 nucleotides. RefSeq names its product AAA-ATPase At3g50940. The coding region runs from base 216 to 1739 and encodes 507 amino acids. Gene Ontology annotation, molecular function: ATP hydrolysis activity; ATP binding. Lineage: Eukaryota; Viridiplantae; Streptophyta; Magnoliopsida; Fabales; Fabaceae. The transcript is spliced from 2 exons. The record is from RefSeq and is a predicted model, not a curated record.